GGUUGGACAUGUGGCUUAAAAGCACUUACCUGUUGCUCCUGCUGGGCCUGCCCUGGAGCAGUGCCAACUGGGUGAAGAUGUACGACGAGAACUACCACCGGCCCGUGUACUACAAUCCUGGGCACAGCAAAGCGAAUCACGUGAACUACAAUCGCGCGCAGCUGGAGGAGCGCGACAUGGAGCACGAGGCAGAGGCAAAAACGAGAGACGAAUUCGAUCCCGCAGUGCACAAGACCUACUACGUGCACAUCUACUACAAGGGCUCGCUCUUUUGCUCGGGGGCGUUGAUAUCGCGCCGAAUGAUCAUCACCUCGGCGCGCUGCUUCCUGCCGCCCACGACGGAGCCGGUGCGCGAGUACAAGGCCAAGUACAUGUACGUUCUGACGGGCGCGGACAUUGGUCACCGCACCACGACGGUGCCGCACGCGGUGAACGCCUUCUACAUGCCUGGCCACAAGGAGAACGGCACGGCCAAUGACAUCGCCCUGAUCUCGCUGACCAAGAAGCUGGACCGCGAUACGUACCGCUACAUCAAGCUGUACCGCAAGAUACCCAAGGCGGGCGACAGUGUCCGAAUGGCCUUCCUGAACCCCAUGGAGUACGAGAUAACGCUCCACGACACCAAGGUGGUGGACAUGGAGCGCUGCAAGCACACCUACGAGGGGCUGGGCUUCCGGGAAUUCCUCUUCGAGCCGGAGUACUACUGCGUGAGCAAUAUGAAGCAUUCCGUGAAAUCGGCCUGCAACACCCGCCCCGGGGAUCCGCUGAUCAUAGACAAUCAGCUGGCGGCGAUUAACAUCUUUGGCGAGCACUGCGACGAGGAGGAGGACACCGACACCAUGGACAUAUAUUUCGGCGUGAGGCACACCAUCAAGUUCAUCCAGCUGGCCACGGAUGCCCUGCGGGCCUUCACGGGCACGGGUCCCUUCAAUGAGUCGAUGCAGACGACAACCCCCUCGGCUCUUGCCCUGGCCAUUAAGCAGGUUAAAUGAAUAUUUAGUUGGUCGCAAUAAAGGGUCAAUCAAUUUCCUGCA
Molecule: messenger RNA, 1034 nt
Organism: Drosophila obscura
Lineage: Eukaryota; Metazoa; Arthropoda; Insecta; Diptera; Drosophilidae
Product: trypsin
Exons: 1
Coding region: 9-992 (327 amino acids)
Biological process (GO): proteolysis
Molecular function (GO): serine-type endopeptidase activity
Source: RefSeq, a predicted model, not a curated record